AUGUCGACCCAAUCCGCUCCGGCGGUAACAGUUGACAAAGCCCUCUCGUCAUCUUCCGAAUAUGACGGUUUCCAAGCAGGCGGACGCAAGAAGAAGCGCUCCGCUAACGGCGGUCCACCUGCCAAAAGGCCUACUCAGCCUGCCAACCCUCCAAAGAGAGACCUAAGUGUUGUGAUACAGAAUUCUGUGACGAUUGAAGGAAAAUAUCAGGCCAACCCAUCGGAAGAUGAUAGUAAUGGAAUUAUUUUUUUUGAAGAUGAUUUCGAAGAAAUAAAGGACUAUUCAAAUAGUGAUCCAGAAUUAUUAAAUAAAUCUCUGUUUGAUGCAUUUAACUGUCCUAAAGGUCAUUUGAAACUAUGCAAUACACAAAAGCAACAAUACGAAUGUAUAUCAUUGUACCAGUUUUUUAAAGAAACAUUGAAUGAAGGAACAGCGGAAGGAAACAAUUUAGAAGCAUAUAAAGAAAUUGACGAAGAUAUAAUAUACGAAAAGCAGCCCAAUGAUGAGGAAUUAGAAUAUAGAGUAUUGGAAAGUGUUUUUAUGUGUCCCUCAGGCACUUUUUAUGAUAAUGAUCAGUGUUUAACCCUAUAUCAAUUAAUGCACAAAGAAGAUCAUUGA
Molecule: messenger RNA, 618 nt
Organism: Pieris macdunnoughi
Lineage: Eukaryota; Metazoa; Arthropoda; Insecta; Lepidoptera; Pieridae
Source: the annotation of a GenBank genome assembly